Messenger RNA from Drosophila serrata, 1063 nucleotides. RefSeq names its product low molecular weight phosphotyrosine protein phosphatase. Gene Ontology annotation, molecular function: protein tyrosine phosphatase activity. The record is from RefSeq and is a predicted model, not a curated record. Lineage: Eukaryota; Metazoa; Arthropoda; Insecta; Diptera; Drosophilidae. Gene Ontology annotation, biological process: protein dephosphorylation.
UUGCAGUUUAAGGAUUUCGAGUCGACAUGUAGGUUCGAUAGAAAUAGGUGGUCGUCAUUCAAAAAUAGCUUAAACCAGGAACGGAAGCUUACAAAAUUUUACAAGUUUUAUUACAUGAUAGGAAAAUAACCGAAAUAAACGAAACAAGCCCGUAUACGCUAAGAAACGCUAAGAUGUCUUUCAAGAAGCUUCUAUUCGUGUGCAUGGGCAACUCCUGUAGCUCGCCCAUGGCCGAGGCCAUCAUGCAGAAUCUUAUGGUUAAGACCAGCAUCUACUGGGAGGUGGACAGCGCCGGCCUGAGGACUUGGAACACUGGACGCAGACCGGACCAGCGCUGCCUGCGAGUGCUGCGCGAGCACGGUCUGCGUUCGGAUCACUUCUGCCGACAGUUCUCUACCGAUGACUUUGAGUACUUCGAUUACGUGGUGGCCUUGGACGAGGCCGUGUUUAAGGAACUGCAGCAUUGGUCUACUGCUACCUCUAGGUCGAACUGUGAGUUGCUCCUGCUUAGUUCCUUUGGACGGGAUGGCAAGCCGGCCUUUAUUCACAACCUAACUCCAACCUCCAAGCAAAGAUUGUUCAGAGCCGCCUACUACCAGAUCAAGGAGUGUUGCAAGCAGCUCAUCCUCCUCCAAAAGGUGGACAUUGUUAAGUACGAGUUGCCCAGCUCCGAUGAGGAUGCGUACUAUGCCAACCAGACCGGGAUUGCUGAGGGUAUCCGAUCCACUGGCGGGCAAAGGACACCAUCUAAUGUGGAGCUCAACUACUCGAAGUCCACGCUAAAAACACUGCACUGUCCACCUUCUAUGACCGAGAUGAGUUGCUGCCAAGAGGAGGGGACACGACGAAAGCUGUGCCAGAAAUGUGGCCAGAAAUUCCUCGCGACGCUAUAAUUUUCAGCUGGGAAUGCUUUCAAAACCCGGACAAGCCACCACCCCAAUUUAGAUCGAUUCAGAGGCUUUUCUGAACUUGGACAUUGAUUGUUUAGCGUAUGCAACUCAGACUGAGGCUGGCAAUGAGUUUAUACCAAAAAAGAAAUAUAAAAUUUAACUUUUAUCUGGCA